AUGCAUGGCGAUCACCUGCGAUUGAACGAGGCUGCUUCCAUUGCUCUCGAUUUGUAUUCAUCAACCCAACAGCUGGAUCAAUACGAAAGACCUGGACAAGAUGAGAUGAACAAGGCAGAGAUAGAAACAUUGCCGUUCGUAUCAGUAUGGACCGAGGACGAGGCGGUCAUGGAUUAUUCCUUGGAUCACUUUUUAAAUCCUCUUCCAGCAAUUUCAUCCGAGGAAGUGGGGCUCCAAGGCUCGUGCUCCUCGUCGGUCUGGUCCAGUCAGUCUGCAGAAACUUCAGCUGACAUCUCUACGCAAUCAUCAACCAUGUCAAGCUCCGGAUGCUGGAGUGACGCCCGCCGAGCAAAGCAUAGCAUCUCCUGCCGCAGCAAGACUAAGCUCUCUAUCGCCGAGAAGCUCGCAAUCGUCAGCGACUUCGAGCUCAAUCGCACCCCGCAGUCCGUCCUUGCUGCUCGCUUCGGAAAGAGCAAGUCUGCCAUCUCCAAGAUUCUGCGACCAGACAGCGUGGCGAGGCUGAGGUCGAUAGAGAGGAUGGGGGUCGAGGCGUCGCAGAGCAGCUGCGCGAGGUCGCACAACGAGGAACUCGAGCGCAGGCUGCACGAGUACGUGGAGGCCAACCAGCGGGAGUCGCAGUGGAGACUGGAAAUACGCAGGAGGGCGGAGGAGGUGGGAAGGGAGCUUGGAUUGCUGGGGUUUCACGCCACCAAGGGGUGGUGCGACCGGUUUAUCAGGCGACACGGGUUCGAGCAGAGAGGAUGGGGACCGAAGGGACCCACUGCAACAUGA
This is a messenger RNA of Guillardia theta CCMP2712, 792 nucleotides long. RefSeq lists its product as hypothetical. The record is from RefSeq and is a predicted model, not a curated record. The transcript has a single exon. NCBI's taxonomy places the organism in Eukaryota, Cryptophyceae, Pyrenomonadales, Geminigeraceae. The coding region runs from base 1 to 792 and encodes 263 amino acids.